Molecule: messenger RNA, 1107 nt
Organism: Pistacia vera
Lineage: Eukaryota; Viridiplantae; Streptophyta; Magnoliopsida; Sapindales; Anacardiaceae
Product: biotin carboxyl carrier protein of acetyl-CoA carboxylase
Exons: 9
Coding region: 170-988 (272 amino acids)
Source: RefSeq, a predicted model, not a curated record
CAACCUCAUAUGGGUUUCAUAAAGUUUGAAACAGGUGUCCUGCUCCUCUGCAACCUUUUACAUGGGGUUUAACGUCUGACUUCAAUCUUUCUUUUGCUGAAUUUUGUUUUUUUUCUAAGUAUACAGCACUUUUUCUGCCGUCUUUUCAUUGAUAUUCAAGAGGGUUUCAAUGGCUUCAUGUAGCUUGGGAGCUUCAAAUGUUAAAUUUCUCAGAGUGAACCUUGGUAGAGUCAGAGCUAGUGAUUUACAACCACGAUGUGAUGUAAGGAAAUGGAUGGGACGGAAACAAGUACUAUAUACAGGCUUGGUGAUAUCACAGCCAGUGGAAAAGACAUUCAGGGUAUAUUGUGGUUUGGAAACUGAGUCUGCGAGAAGUGUUGACGAUGAUUAUGAAGAGACAAAGUCAUCUAGUUUGAGAAGCCAACUCAUUCCAAAUUCAUCAGAGGUGGAGUCUCUUGUCACAGAUAUAUGCGAUUCAACUUCAGUUGCUGAAUUUGAACUGAAACUCGAUGGCUUUAGGCUCUAUGUGACAAGGGACUUAAAUAGGAACAGUGUACCUCCACCUCCUUCAAGUCCUGCUCCUGUCAGCAUAAAUACAACUGUUGAGGAACCUGAUUUAAAUGGGUCUGUUACUUCUCCAUCUCUGGCUAUUACAAAACCCGUGCUGUCUUUAGGGAGGGUUCAGAGAUUUCUUGAUAAAGCUGCUGAUGAAGGCUUGAUGAUACUUCAGUCUCCGAAGGUGGGAUUUUUCAGGAGAUCUCGAACCAUAAAGGGGAAGCGUGCACCACCAUCAUGUAAAGAGAAGCAAAUAGUAAAGGAGGGUCAAGUGCUUUGCUAUAUUGAACAACUUGGUGGUGAAAUUCCAAUUGAGUCUGAUGUAUCUGGGGAAGUGAUCAAAAUCCUUAGAGAGGAUGGCGAGCCUGUUGGAUAUGGUGAUGCUCUCAUUGCAAUUCUCCCUUCUUUUCCUGGGAUAAAGAAGCUUCAGUAGAAAUUUUGUUUGAUUCUUCCUCAAUAAUACCUUGAUGAGUGUACUGUCUUUCGUAGAAAAAAAUAUACAUGCCUUUACCAUUGGAUUUUGGUGGGAAUUGUAAACAGAUUUGUGCUCAA